AGGCGGCUUCAGAGGCUAAAGGUCCUUAGAGGGAGUAGCGGCGGUGGUGGCAGCAGCAGCAGCAGCAGCGCCCGGAGGAGCAGCGGCCGCGGGAGCCUUCGCUUUGUCGCCAAGAUGCCGGCUGUGUCGAAGGGGGACGGGAUGCGCGGGCUGGCCGUCUUCAUCUCCGACAUCAGGAAUUGUAAAAGCAAAGAAGCUGAGAUAAAAAGAAUAAACAAAGAAUUGGCAAACAUUCGGUCAAAGUUUAAAGGUGAUAAAGCCCUUGAUGGCUACAGUAAGAAAAAGUACGUCUGCAAGCUGCUUUUCAUCUUCCUCCUGGGGCAUGAUAUUGAUUUUGGCCACAUGGAGGCUGUGAAUCUCCUGAGUUCGAACAAAUACACUGAGAAGCAAAUAGGCUAUCUGUUCAUCUCCGUGCUUGUGAAUUCAAACAGCGAGCUGAUCCGCCUGAUCAAUAACGCAAUCAAGAACGACUUGGCCAGCCGCAACCCCACUUUCAUGGGACUCGCUCUGCACUGCAUCGCCAAUGUGGGCAGCAGAGAGAUGGCAGAAGCAUUUGCUGGAGAAAUUCCAAAAGUUCUUGUAGCUGGAGACACCAUGGACAGUGUGAAGCAGAGUGCAGCCCUGUGCUUGCUAAGAUUAUACAGGACUUCUCCUGACCUGGUUCCUAUGGGAGACUGGACCUCCAGAGUUGUGCACCUUCUCAACGACCAGCAUCUGGGUGUGGUUACUGCUGCUACAAGUUUGAUCACCACUCUGGCACAAAAGAAUCCAGAUGAAUUUAAAACCUCCGUGUCUCUGGCUGUCUCCAGACUCAGCAGGAUCGUGACAUCUGCAUCGACUGAUCUCCAGGAUUACACCUAUUACUUUGUUCCAGCGCCGUGGUUAUCUGUGAAGCUUCUAAGGCUGCUGCAGUGCUACCCACCCCCAGAAGAUCCUUCAGCACGAGGUCGUCUCACUGAGUGUCUGGAAACUAUUCUUAACAAAGCUCAAGAACCUCCAAAAUCCAAGAAAGUACAGCAUUCAAAUGCGAAGAAUGCAGUGCUAUUUGAAGCAAUUAGUUUAAUUAUCCACCAUGAUAGUGAGCCAAACCUGCUUGUUCGUGCCUGUAAUCAGUUAGGCCAGUUCUUGCAGCACCGGGAAACUAAUCUUCGAUACCUAGCACUGGAAAGCAUGUGCACGCUUGCCAGCUCUGAGUUUUCACACGAGGCCGUGAAAACGCACAUAGAAACAGUUAUCAAUGCACUGAAGACAGAGAGGGAUGUGAGUGUGCGACAAAGAGCGGUGGAUCUCCUGUAUGCCAUGUGUGACCGAAGCAAUGCCCAGCAAAUUGUUGCUGAAAUGCUGAAUUACCUGGAAACGGCUGAUUAUUCUAUUAGAGAAGAAAUUGUGCUGAAGGUUGCAAUUUUAGCUGAGAAAUACGCAGUGGACUACACCUGGUACGUGGACACCAUCUUGAAUUUGAUUCGAAUCGCUGGAGACUAUGUCAGUGAAGAGGUGUGGUACAGAGUCAUCCAGAUUGUAAUUAACAGAGAUGAUGUGCAGGGAUAUGCAGCAAAGACAGUCUUUGAGGCGCUUCAAGCACCGGCUUGCCAUGAAAACCUGGUCAAAGUAGGUGGCUACAUCUUGGGAGAGUUUGGAAAUCUGAUUGCUGGGGAUCCAAGAUCUAGCCCUUUGAUCCAGUUCAACCUGCUGCACUCUAAGUUCCACCUAUGCAGUGUCCCAACCAGAGCGCUGCUGCUGUCUACGUACAUAAAAUUUGUGAAUUUAUUUCCUGAGAUAAAAACAACUAUUCAGGAUGUGCUGCGCAGUGAUAGCCAACUGAAAAAUGCUGAUGUUGAGCUGCAGCAAAGAGCCGUUGAGUACUUGAGACUCAGUACAAUUGCAAGUACUGACAUCUUGGCAACGGUGCUGGAAGAAAUGCCCCCAUUUCCAGAGAGAGAGUCCUCCAUUCUGGCUAAGCUCAAGAAGAAAAAGGGCCCCAACACAGUGACUGACUUGGAAGAGACAAAGAAAGAGAGGAACUCUGAUGUGAAUGGGAGCACAGAAGCUACUCUUGUAAAUGCCAGCACUGUGUCUACUCCAUCUCCUUCAGCAGACCUUUUAGGACUUGGCACAGCCCCCACAGCAAACUCCGUUCCAGCCCCAGCAUCUAGUGGCAGUUUGUUGGUAGAUGUGUUUUCAGACACCUCUGCGGCUCCUGCAUCUCUUGCUCCAGGUUCUGAAGAUAACUUUGCAAGUCCUGACCUAUCUUCAAAUGAGCAGGUGGUUUCUGAGGAACCAGCUGAUGCUGUGCAUGAUGCUGAUGAGCUUUUUCACACGUUUGUUUGCAAAAACAAUGGAGUCUUAUAUGAGAAUCAGUUGCUACAGAUUGGUUUGAAAUCUGAAUUUCGGCAGAAUUUGGGUCGGAUGUUCAUAUUUUAUGGUAACAAGACUUCAACACAAUUUUUGAAUUUUUCUCCAGCCCUAAUCUGUUCUGAUGAACUCCAGGCUGGCCUGAAUCUGCAGACGAAACCAGUUGACCCCACUGUGGAGGGAGGUGCUCAGGUGCAGCAGAUCGUAAACAUUGAGUGCAUAUCCGACUUCAUGGAAGCACCAGCCCUAAAUAUUCAGUUCAGAUAUGGAGGAACAUUGCAAAAUAUUUCUGUGAAGCUUCCCAUCACACUGAACAAAUUUUUCCAGCCUACAGAAAUGGCUGCUCAAGACUUCUUCCAGAGAUGGAAGCAGCUAAGCAGCCCUCAACAGGAAGUGCAGAACAUCUUUAAAGCAAACCAUCCAAUGGAUACCGAAAUUACAAAGGCAAAGAUAAUUGGCUUUGGCACAGCUUUACUGGAAGACGUAGAUCCCAAUCCUGCUAACUUUGUCGGAGCCGGCAUAAUCCACACAAAAUCAUUCCAGAUUGGAUGUUUGAUGCGUCUUGAACCCAACCUGCAGGCACAGAUGUACAGAUUAACACUACGGACAAGUAAAGAAACGGUGUCCCGAAGGUUAUGUGAAUUACUUUCUGAACAGUUCUGAGCCAUAAUGUGCAACCCCUUCUGAUUCUCCAUUUCUGCCAUUGUCCAUGUCCUGCUCCAGAAAUGUUUUGUACACCAGUGUCUGCAAAAAUAAUUGCCACCCCAUUCACAUCCCUGCCUUAAAGGACCUGUCCCUUUUUAUGUGAAACAAAUGAUAUGUGCAACAUAAAAUUACUUAAAUGUGAAAAAAAAUAAAAUGACUCUUAGAUUUUUGGUGCAAAGAAGCUGGGAGGUCUUGUAUCUGUGUGGGAGGUCUUGUGUGUCUCAACUCAACUGUGCUUCAUAUAUUUUUGGCAGGAGUUGUUUUUAUUAAAAUUCACUUCAGGUAUGCUUAAUCCCAACUCAAUGAAACAGUUUCGCUGGAAAUGCCACUGUAAAUUGCUAGAAGCAUGCUAGCAAACAAAUAAAAAGCUGAGAAGUUGGUGUGCAGAGAGGGCUAGAUUCCAUUCCUGCUCAAUUGAAUGUUACCCCAUGUCCUUUUUAAAGGAUCUAGAUACAUCUGAAGAUGGCUAUAUUUGCUUUGUAAAGAACAUUUGGAGGCAUAAGCACAUAUUCUGAUUCAUAUUUUAAUAUCCUCAAAUGACUUCCUUUAAAUCCCAACCCUCCACUUUUCUCCCAAGUUCUGAACUACCAAAGAGUUAUUGUCAUGAUAAAUGCUUAAGUAAGAAAACCACAUUGGGUUCUUGGGUACAACAUGUUGUUGUUUUCCCCCCAAAGCUGUGGUUGAUCAUAUAAACAUCAGUACACUUCAACUUUAAAUUAAAAAAUCACUUGGAAGUAUUCUUUUACCUAAGACUUUCUAAGGGACCCAAGGCAUUGGUAUUCCUGCCCCCCACUUUCCAGUUUAACAAAAACAAAACUAAAGUAUUUCCCCCCCCCCCCAUUUAACAUCUUCUGAAUCAUAGGGAUAGCCACUAGCUCUGAUCAGGGAGAGUUUAGCCUAUUCAGAUUUGAAAUACACUGUGGGAUUCUGCAAGUAUGAUGUAGGAAGCGGAUUGGCUUGAAAUGCUUGUCAUGUCACCAGAACAGUUUUGGUCUAGAACUUGACAGUCCUGUUUUCAAAAAGUGUAGUAAUGGCAUCUGUAGUUUGGUAAGAUCUAUGCAUUUGUGGAACAUGCCGUGGAACUGGCAUCUUCUUUGACAGGAGUAGAAUGCUAGUUAAACUGACUACCAUUACACACCUCUGAAGAGCUCCUUAAGAAGUAAUUUAUGACUACAAUUAUACACGAGGGCAAUGUAAAAAAAAUUAAAAAAUAAAAUAAGCUGCAAUGUUGUCUGAUUACAAAUAUCAGUUGCUGCUCGAGUUAUGAGGCUUUUUAACGAACAACAACACGGCUUCUUCUGCCCCAGUGUCUGGAAUUAACUUAUUAAAAACUGAAAAUCCAGUUUUCUUCCUAAUGUGGCUAUUGGAUCAGAAUAAUAUUGACCAACUUCUCCAAUCAAAUUUGAUGAGUUAUAUUGAAGCACAUUGUAUGGAACUACCUGGAGUGUUAGCUGGUAAAAUAAUAAAACAAUAACUCUUACAUUCUCCUAUCACUGGGAAAUUUUUAGGAAUUAUUAUGACAGCCCAUUGCAUUACUGUGGUUACACUAAAUGGUAUUAAGCACUCAGUGGUCUUCUGAAGUGUGUCUUAUCACAGAUGCUGGGAAGAAUGGCCAUAUCAUUUUUAACAUAGAUCCGUCCCACUGGAAGCAUAGUUUGUCUCCUCCUUUUUAAUUCCACCUCAAUACACUGUUUUUGUGUACUGUUCACUUGUAUAAUUUUUGCAAAGAAAUGUGGUUUUAUCCACAAAGGGUGAUAUUUAACUAAAUUAUACUCAGGGUAGGCCAUGUGAAAUUAAUGGACUUCACUUAGAUAAGUCCAUUGACUUCAGUGGAUUUUCUUAGAGUAUGACUAACAUUGGAUAUCAUUCAUAGAGAAAAAAGGACUCUAAAUAUAGGUGGCUCAAUGACCAACUGUAUAUAUGAGUAAUCAAACUUUAUGCAAGACUUCACCUCUGAUACGAGCCAUAUAGGCAUUGUUUUGAAGAAAACUUUUUUUAAAAAGUUUCUCUUUAUUGGGAUAAAUGACCUUGAUUUACCAAAGUUGUGUGUCCUCCUCCAUCUCAAGCAGAAGUUAACAGUUUCUGUGGCUAAACCAGUAUUAGUAAUUAAGGUACAGUAUUUGUUUUGUUGACAUGUGAAAAUACCUGUACAGGAAGACAAAAUAUUGUGCACUUUUAGGCCUACACUCCAAUAUGUAAUGUGUAGUAAUCUCACUUGUAAAAAAAUAAAUAAAAAUCACAAGCUUAUAUGGUGGGCUUUGAUUAUUAUGACUGUAAAAAAAAUGAAAAUAUAAAAAAACUAAUCAUGUUAUCUUUAAUGGAAAAUAAUAAAUGGCUAGAAGAAUAAAAAAUUCCUUUCCUUUUUUCAUUCCCAGAGCAUGACUUCUUUUCCUACCGCAGGGCUAACAAAUGUGAAAAUUUCAUUUUUAUAGUCAGCUUUCAGAAUUAUGAUUUAGAUAAAUACAAAACAUCACCACCUACUGUGCAGAGGAAAUGAAAUUGUGAUUGCAUAGGACAAAAGACUUUGGCCCUGAUUUGUUUAUUGCAACACUCCAGUCCUCUUGACGAUUGAAGCAGAGUACUUUUGAGUGUUUCCCAGCCAGCAAACUAAUAACUCGACGCCUUCCAGCUAAAUAUGCAAUUUAUUAUUAUUAUUAUUAUUAUUAUUAUUAUUAUUAUUACUCAUUUCCCCCCAAGUUAUUCCCUUUUUGUUUUAUUUUUUUAUUUUCCUGGUCUUGAGGGAUCUGCUUAGAGUGAGGCUGGAUGAAGACAUUAGCCUCUUGGGCUCCCUGCAUCACUGCUUCCUGGUUCACAUUCUCUCUGAUAUAAUGGCAGAAAUGAAGCUCACAUGGAUCUGUACCUCACCUACUUCUAGUAGUGUUAAGAGGUGGGGGCAGGGCACAUGCAAGUCUCAGGACCACUCCUUGGCUUGGCAAAAGUGGAAUUGAGAGACAUGAAGUAAUGAAUGAAUAGCCGUUAGGCUAUUGUGGAGCUUCUCUGCUAUAAUAAAUAAAAACAAAUAAAUAAAAGUGUCCCAUGGCAAAAUGGCAGCAUCCAAAAAUAAGGCAGUGGUUUACUAGAGAGGCUGCCUGGGUAUGUAGAAGUUUGAAUUAAGAGAAAAGCCCACAACCUGACAAGGAUUUGCAAGUUCCAGGAGUGAUUGAAUGCUGAUGGAAGAUGAGGCUAAUAUACGCCACAACGUUCUGUCUGAGGUCAAAAGCAUCUAGGAUUUAGAAAAUAGCGACUGGACAGUUAGCACAUGGUUGUUUAAAGAAGAAAAUAUUGGAACUAUAAAAUAACUUGGAAAGUCCCCAAACAAACGGCAAUCUUUGUUUUGCUGAACUGAGAGCCAAACGGGAAGCAGGAAGUGAAGCUGAAAAGUAGGGUUAAGAAUUAAAGGAGCAGCAGUGUUAUUUUUAUAGAAAACUAGCUGGCCCAGCCAUCACUUGGGUAGUGGCAUUGCCUAUAGGCUUUAAAGUGUAUCAUAGUGGGGUUGGCUUUUAAAAUGAAGGAGCAUCUCCACCCCCAUUGUUCUACCUGGACACUGAGGUCCAGCUCCGAGGGCCUUCUGGCGGUUCCCUCACUGUGUGAUGUGAGGUUACAGGGAAUCAGGCAGAGGGCCUUCUCGGUGGUGGCGCCCGCCCUGUGGAAUGCCCUCCCAUCAGAUGUCAAGGAAAUAAAUCUGACUUUUAGAAGACAUCUGAAGGCAGCCCUGUUUAGGGAAGUUUUUGAUGUUUGAUGUUUUAUCGUGUUUUUAAUAUUCUAUUGGGAGCCACCCAGAGUGGCUGGGGAAGCCCAGCCAGAUGGGUGGGGGAUAAAUAAAAAAAUAUAUUAUUAAAUUAUUAUUAAAAUGAGAAAAGUUAAGAUGCCUGAAGCAUUUUAAGGAAAGAUGGACGUUAACAUAGUGAGUUGAUCUCAGCCCUCUCUGUAUCAACCAAAUACUGUAUACAGAUUUUCUUGGAUCAAUAGUACUCUGUGUGCAUUCAUUAGCCACGUGUAAAUGUAUGUGAUUUGGAAGAGGCCAUUGCUUAGCUGUCAAGUAUCCCGUUUUCCGCGGGAAACCCCUGGAUUUUAAUCCGUUUCCCGCUGUUCUCCCGAAUGGAGAAAAAUCCUGGAAAUCCCCUAAAUUUCCUACCUGCCAGGGAGCCUCCAUUGUGGCCACCACCAAAAUGGCUGCCAGGUAUGCGUAGAAGCGACUUCUGGUGCUGCUCUGCCCGAUUUCCGGUGCCCACACAUGGGAAGAGUGGCCCCGGAAGUUGCUUCUACGCAACUUCCAGUGCCGCGCCGCUGCUGAUCCUGAAUUUUUCAGCAGGAGACUUGGCAGGUAUGGGCCAUUGCCCACAACAAUACAGCUCUCAUGUCUCACUACUAAGACUGCAAAACAUUUACCUUGUUCAAUAUGAGCAUAGGAAGCUGCCUUAUCCUGAGUCCGACCAUUGCUUUAUCUAGCUGAUUGGUUUGCUGUCCACACUACCUGGCAGGGGCUCUCCAGGGUUUCGGAGAGGCCUCUCUCCCACCCUUACCUGGAGAGGCCAUGCAUCGAACCUGGGAUCUUCGAUAGAUACAGCCCUUAAAGUCACAAUUUGCCCAGGAGCUGGCUCUCAUUUUAUGAGGGGUCUUUUGUGGCACAUUUCCUUUCGCCACUGUAUGAUCCUGUCAUUUUGAAGCCAACUUCAAAUCCCACCCAAAAUCCACAGGUAUGCUGGGCAGCUUCCAGUUUUGUAAUGGUGGUAAUACCAUAUUAUUGCUCUUUGCUAAGAUUAGUUUAUUUUGCUUUCUCCCCUAACUUCCUGAAACUUUCACUUAGGUUUAGGACAGGUUAACACAGUGAAAUAAACACAGCAUGGAACCGGCCCCAGUGUGGACCUCUAUGGAAGAUAUUGAGAGGUAGGCUGCUUUCAACUUGCCAAACAAUCACUCCGUAUCCAUGACUUUGAAUAAUGGUCCUUGAUCAAGAAAGCACACCUUUAUAGUUGCUCCUCUGUCCUCACCUCUAUAAAAUAAUAUGGGGACACCAUUCGUAUUUUGAUGCAUCCUGACUUUAUUGGAAAUCUAUUGAACACUUUUUAUGGAUAAUUCAUCUAACACACUGAAAACUGUGAGGGAGAAAUAUAUGCCUUUAAGCAAAUGUGAGCACGAAACUAUUUCUUAUAAAGUGCUGAAGCCUUAUACAGUACACAACUUCAUCUAAACCAAUCUGCACUUAAGGCCAAAGCCCCUUAAAAUCUAGGACAAGCAUCUUAGCCUAAUCUGUUUAUCUGUUGUGAUAAGGUAUGAGCCGAGUUCCUCCACUUAAUUCAUGACCUGCAUUUUUUAAAUACCGGUAUGUUGCUAUCCUAAUAUUACACACUUCCACAAUAUCCCAUAGGAGUGCAUUCAUAUGUAAUCAUUCAUACCUGAAUAGUUGUUUCCAGAGGGUGGUGCUUAGGGAGUGUUUUUCGGUCCCAUGGAGCCUUCAAUCUGGGGUUCCUCAGGGUUUGAUUUUAUCCCCUAUGCUGUUUAACAUGAAACUGCUGAGUGGGGUUAUCUGGAGUUUGGGAGAAUGUUGUCAGUAAUAUGCUGGUGACACACAACUCUCUACUCCUUUAUAUCUGCAGAUGAGGCAGAGGAUGUGUUGGACCGCAGUCUUGCCUCAGUAAUGGACUGGAUAAGAUCAAAAAACUGAAGCACAUUAUAUGCAGGGCUGCCUUUGAAAACAGUUCAGAAACUUCAGCUGGUGCAGAAUUUAGUGGCCACAUUGUUCACUGGAGCGAAACGGUUUGAGAAUAUUACACCGAUCCUGGCUGCCAGUUAGUUUCCAGGCCCAAUUCAAAGUGUUGGUUUUGACCUAUAAAGCACCUUCAUUGCAUAUCUUUCAGUCCUGGGUGUUCCACUGAUCAACAGCUUUUUAAAUGUGUUUGUGUGAGGAGGAGUUAUUGGUUAUGUAUUUUGUAAUCUCAUUUUGUAAUUUUAUGUUGUGAACCGCCAUGGGAUCUUGGGAGGAGGGGUGGUUAAAUAAAUAAAUAAAUAAUCAAUCAAUCAAUCUCCCCACCCACUUUGCAUGCUGUAGUUUACAAUCCCUCUCUCCAUCAGCAUGGAUCUUCAUGUAGUCUUCAAAGCCAUACUUGUUCUCCUCCUCUGAACCUGACUGCUUUUUCUAUUUUCGCCACUUAAAAGUGUCUAUUGAGUGUUUGUCAGAGAAACUGGCAUUAUGGCAUAGAUGAACAUGCCAAGAUUCAGUAGCACCUUCAGAAAAAUGGAUGCAGUGUGACAUGCUCCUGUUCAGGAUUCUAGCCAACCAAACGCUGUGCCCUUUUCUAGGAUAGCUUAUUCCAUUACACACUCCCCUCCAAAUCUAUGCACACAUUCCUUGUUGACUGAACAUGCUCAGUCUUUACGGAGGUAUUUUUAAGGUCUCCUCAGCACCGCAAACAUUUUUCUAUGGCUGUUUUGUAAUUCCCUGAACCUGAUGAUACCUCUCUCUCUUGUGUAGGGAUGGUGCUGUUUUGGCUAUGUGAGGAUCCAUGCUCAAAGAAUGAGUUUGCUAGUAGCACACAGCAGCUUGAUGCCACCCAGCUGUUUUAGGCUACAACUCUCAACAUCCCUGACUUUUGGUCAGCAGAUUAGGGAAUGCCGAUAUACAGGAGUAUGCUCAUUAAUGACUCUCCACUGAAAAUGAGAAUGACCAACUAAACACUUUAUUAAACCUAUUUAACUAUUUUACAAUACAUAGUAGACGUUGCUUGCUGGAAACUUUCUGAGCGAGGCAGAUAUUUAUUCCAUCCAAAAUGAUGAAUAAAUUAGCCAAGGAUGUUAUCAGUACCAGUCUUCUUGGAAGUAUUCUCUGCCUGCCUUCCCAAAGCUUGGAGAAAUCCAUAUGAACAAAGGGAUUUUGAGUGUCAAAUGUCUCUUUGCAAAGUAAGUAAUAACCGAUCAUUAUUUUCUGAACAAUCCCUUUACGGUUGAGGAAGCUGAGUCUGCCUCAUGUGUACAUCCAUCGUAGUUGCAUACGCAGCCACCAAAUAGGAUGAUUUCUGUAACAAGUGGCUUAUGUGGGUUCUCUGGGUCUGGACAAGGCAUCGUCAGCUCCUUCUUGUAGAGUGUGAGUGGCAUGCAGCACCCACACUCUGUGUGUACCAUCAUCUUGGCAACAUUUAGCCUGUGAAAGAGAGGAGUAAUAAUAAUAAUAAUAAUAAUAAUAAUAAUAAUAAUAAUAAUAAUAAUACCCUGCCCAGCUGGCUGGCUGGCCUCCAGCAAAAUAUAAAAACAUAAUAAAACAUCAAACAUUAAAAACAGUUGGCAGUUCUUGCAGGUUUAACGGGAGUGUCAUAUGAGCCAAUUGCAUGUUUUUAAAGCACGAGUGAGGGGGUUGCACAAGUUACCAUAGCCUCUCUCUCCGCCA
Messenger RNA from Zootoca vivipara (common lizard), 10438 nucleotides. RefSeq names its product adaptor related protein complex 2 subunit alpha 2 (gene AP2A2). Gene Ontology annotation, cellular component: membrane coat; AP-2 adaptor complex. NCBI's taxonomy places the organism in Eukaryota, Metazoa, Chordata, Lepidosauria, Squamata, Lacertidae. Gene Ontology annotation, biological process: intracellular protein transport; clathrin-dependent endocytosis. Gene Ontology annotation, molecular function: clathrin-cargo adaptor activity. The record is from RefSeq and is a predicted model, not a curated record.